ACGUCUGGGGCGUGCCCGCGGUGGAGGCGAGUAGUGCGCUGGGCUGUAGGCGGAGACGGCUGGUGGGGAUCCGGGCUCGCGGCUGAGAUCUGGGGCGGCCGGCGCCAUGAGCACCGUGGACCUUGCCCGCGUUGGCGCGUGUGUCCUGAAGCAUGCGGUCACCGGGGAGGCCGUAGAGCUGCGGAACCUGUGGCAGGAGCAGGCGUGCGUGGUGGCCGGUUUGCGGCGUUUCGGCUGCAUGGUGUGUCGCUGGAUCGCCCGGGACCUCAGCAACCUCAAGGGGCUCCUGGAUCAGCACGGCGUGCGCCUGGUGGGCGUGGGGCCAGAGGCCCUGGGCCUGCAGGAGUUCCUGGAUGGUGGCUACUUCGCGGGAGAGCUCUACCUGGACGAGAGCAAGCAGUUUUACAAGGAGCUGGGCUUCAAGCGGUACAACAGCUUGAGCAUCCUGCCGGCUGCCCUGGGGAAGCCUGUUCGUGAAGUGGCUGCCAAGGCCAAGGCUGUCGGCAUCCAGGGGAAUUUGUCCGGGGAUCUGCUGCAGAGCGGAGGGCUGCUGGUGGUUGCCAAAGGUGGUGAUAAAGUGCUGCUGCACUUUGUCCAGAAGUCCCCGGGUGACUAUGCCCCACUGGAGAGCAUCCUGCAGGCCUUGGGCAUCUCUGCAGAGGUUGGCCCCAGUGAGCCGCCCCAGUGCGAUGAAGAGGCAUGCUCGAGGUGAAGGUCCCAGGAGGUGUCGCCUGCCCCAGGCACACUGGGAGCUGGAUGUGAGCAGACUCCAGAAUCUCUGGACGCCCUGGUCUGUGAGCAGCAACGAGCAUUAAAUUGUGGUCUCUGG
Bubalus bubalis (water buffalo) is the source of this 829-nucleotide messenger RNA. It is a transcript of the gene PRXL2B, whose product is annotated as peroxiredoxin like 2B. Bases 107 to 712 code for a protein of 201 amino acids. The transcript is spliced from 7 exons. The record is from RefSeq and is a predicted model, not a curated record. NCBI's taxonomy places the organism in Eukaryota, Metazoa, Chordata, Mammalia, Artiodactyla, Bovidae.